Molecule: messenger RNA, 456 nt
Organism: Exophiala spinifera
Lineage: Eukaryota; Fungi; Ascomycota; Eurotiomycetes; Chaetothyriales; Herpotrichiellaceae
Product: 40S ribosomal protein S12
Exons: 3
Coding region: 1-456 (151 amino acids)
Biological process (GO): translation
Cellular component (GO): cytosolic small ribosomal subunit; ribosome
Molecular function (GO): structural constituent of ribosome
Source: RefSeq, a predicted model, not a curated record
AUGUCGGACGGAGAAGAGCCCACUUCCCCCGUUGUCGCUGCUGCCGAUGAAGUCGAAGUCUCUGGCGAUGCCGCUGCGUCUUCUGGAUCCAUGUCUGUCCUUGAUGCCCUGAAAGGUGUCCUCCGAAUCGCCCUCAUCCACGAUGGUCUCGCCCGGGGUCUGCGCGAAGCCUCCAAGGCUCUCGACCGUCGCCAAGCACACAUGUGCGUCCUGAACGAGGCAUGCGAGGAGGAAGCUUACAAGAAGCUCGUCAUUGCUCUGUGCUCCGAACACAAGAUCCCCUUGAUCAAGGUCCCUGACGGAAAGAUGUUGGGCGAAUGGGCCGGUCUCUGUGUCCUGGACCGCGAGGGUAACGCCAGAAAGGUGGUCAACUGCUCGUGCGUCGUUGUCCGUGACUGGGGUGAGGAAAGCCAAGAGCGCAACGUCCUCUUGAACUACUUCCAGACCGAGCAGUAG